Molecule: messenger RNA, 3462 nt
Organism: Talaromyces rugulosus
Lineage: Eukaryota; Fungi; Ascomycota; Eurotiomycetes; Eurotiales; Trichocomaceae
Exons: 6
Coding region: 1-3462 (1153 amino acids)
Biological process (GO): transmembrane transport
Cellular component (GO): membrane
Molecular function (GO): transmembrane transporter activity; protein binding
Source: RefSeq, a predicted model, not a curated record
AUGGCAGACCUUGACAAUGGCAAAGUGGAUGCUUUCCAUGUCGAGUCGAGUCCGCCACCAAAUCACAAACUUGGCGAAUCCUCCAAACACGCAGACCUCGCCGCCGACCUGGUCACCAGCGGACAACGCCCUGUCUUGACCGAAGCAGACUCGAAACGCAUCCGACGAAAGACUGACAAGACCAUCCUCGUCAUCCUCAUUUGGGUUUAUUUCCUCCAGAUCCUGGACAAAUCCGUGCUUGGCUAUGGCGCUACUUUUGGCUUGCAGACUGACACGGGGCUUACGGGCAACCAGUAUUCGCUGGUGGGUUCCAUCGCGCCUAUUGCUCAAUUGGCCUGGCAGCCGUUUUCGUCGUAUUUGAUCGUGCGUGUGCCGCAUCGCAUUCUCAUGCCCGCGCUCUGUCUUGGAUGGGGUAUUGCGCAGGCAUGUAUGGCUGCCUGUCAUAACUUUGAAACAUUGAUGGCCGCCCGGUUCUUUUUGGGUUUGUUUGAGGCUGGUUGUUUGCCGUUGUUUAGUGUCAUUACCUCGCAGUGGUACAGGAGAGCUGAGCAGCCGGUCAGAGUUGCUAUGUGGUACGGCACCAACGGGCUGGCAACAAUUGUUGCCGCGGGCCUCAGUGAUGGAUUGGCGCAUAUCAAGUCGGAUGUCCUUAAGCCUUGGCAAAUUAUAUUCCUCUUCGUCGGAUGUCUCACAAUCGCAUCCGUACCAUUCGUCUACUGGAAACUCGACGACGACAUUCCAUCUGCCCGGUUCCUGACCGAGGAAGAAAAACCCAUGGCCGUCGAACGACUACGUGCUAACCAGACUGGUACUGGUUCAAGAGACUUCAAAAUCAAGCACGUCAUUGAAGCCAUUAUCGAGCCCAAAACUUGGCUGUGGAUUGGCAUGAGCAUGCUGCUCAACGUCGGCGCCAGUGUCACCAACACUUUUGGUCCCCUAAUUCUUUCCGGCCUCGGAUUUGACGCAUACACGACCAGUCUGCUGAACAUGCCCUUUGGUGCAAUGCAACUGUUGGUCAUCAUUCUAGCCUCAUACCUUGCUCAAAAGGCGCAUAUCAAGGGUGUUAUCCUCGCAGUUACCAUGAUCCCUGUAGUUGCGGGUCUUGCUGUUCUGUAUGCCGUUCCACGCUCUGGUCACACCGCAGCUUUACUUGUCGGGUACUAUCUGCUCGCAUUCCUGUUUGGGGGCAACCCACUGAUCGUGAGCUGGAUCGUCGGUAACACUGCCGGCACAACGAAAAAGUCCUUCGUAAUGAGUGCAUAUACCGCUGCUAGUUCCGCGGGAAACAUUGUCGGACCGCUCCUUUUCAAUAAAAAGGACUCGCCGGCCUAUCACCCUGGUCUUCGAGGCUGUCUUGGCAUUUUCGUCGCUCUGGUCGCAAUCAUUCUGUUCCAGUGGGCGAAUUUGAUAUUCCUCAAUAAGCUACAAGAGCGCAAGCGUGUCAAGAAUGGAAAACCAGCCAAGAUGGUCGAUCACUCGAUGCAAGACCAAUAUCAUGAUUUCGAAGAAGAUAAUGCCGAUGCCAUCGUCGAGACUGGCAUGGCAGAGCACACCGUCGCUGCGUCCGAGGGAGAACUGCAUGAGAGGUUUGGCCAGCAGGCCUUUUUGGAUUUGACGGAUCGCCAGAACGAUGAGUUUGUUCGCUCUGGCCUAAAUCGUGGCAACGCUUGGCAAGAGAAGACAGCCAUGGACCCCGCGUCUCCGCGUGACGUCACCUCACCACCAAAACAAAACACGCUGAAUGCAGCGCUGCGACAGGAACAGGAAGUCAAUGUGCACAGAGAUGGUGAAGUGCAAGCCGCGCAAGUGAUCCAAAGGUACUACCGCGGGUAUCGAACGCGCCGAGAACUCGAAGGAUGGUCUUUAAACUCAUCGACGCGCUGGCUAGAAGCUGUCAAAGACGCACAAUGGCACCAAGCAAUGCAGGGGCAGUAUCCUACUGGCCAGGAGGGUGAUAACGAGCACCAAAGUCACGAGACGGAUCUAUUCGCAAACCAAGUCGAAGAGGGCGAACAAACGCGUCGUCAGAGUUCAUCUUCUCUCUCCCCCGAUGUGCGCAAGAAGUGGAAAUUCGCCGGCAAGGUUGCAUUGCGAGCAAGUGGAGAUGACAAUGCGCAAGACAAGGUUGCCGAGACUGUUGCCUCUUCGUCUUCCGAAACGCAAGUCUCUGAGGCGAAGUUGUCUGGUCAAAAGACGACAACGACAAAGAGCUCGCAGACAUUUCUGUCAAGAACACAACGGCAGUCAACGGGAGACGUCGAAAAGACAGCAAAGAUGAUGGAUUUGCAAUACUUUUUGGAAAUGGUCGACACUAAGCACCGGUAUGGAAGCAACCUACGCGCAUAUCACAACGUGUGGAAAAAUGGCCCAUCAAAGCAAAAUUUCUUUUAUUGGCUAGACUAUGGCGAUGGAAAGGACGUUGAAAUUGAACGGGUGCCUCGAGAUCGUUUAGAGCGGGAGCAGGUUCGAUAUCUUACGCGAGAAGAAAGACAAAAUUAUUUGGUUUUGGUCGACAAAAACGGACGCUUUCGGUGGGCCAAGAAUGAUGAGCGAGUAUGGACGGACAGUGAACAAUACAAGGACAGUAUAAAGGGAGUGGUUCCAAUCAACGAGAGGACGCCAACAUUUCGAGAACAUACUGCCGAAGGUGACGAGAUAUUCACUGAAUCUAGUAGCGAUAGUGACAAUCUCAGCGGUAGCGACGAAGAGGACUCAGACGAGGAGGUGAGACGCUACGUGAACCCGGAUUUCGAAAAUGCAAAGGGUAUCAAAAAAGUUCAAUAUGUUAGCCCGGCCGUGAUUUUUAAUCAAUUGAUGGAAAAGUCACUCAAGAAGAAGGAUAAAUGGAUAUUCGUGGCUGAUAUAGACACUUCCUACCGGAUAUACAUCGGCAUCAAGGAGUCGGGCGCCUUUCAACAUUCGUCGUUUCUGCGCGGUGCACGUAUCUCAGCGGCAGGACUGAUCAAAAUAAAAAACGGCCAACUUCGGAGUCUUUCACCACUCAGUGGGCACUACCGCCCUCCAGCAGCCAAUUUCCGUGCCUUUGUCCAUGCUUUACAACAACAAGGGGUCGACAUGUCCCGCGUGUCGAUUAGUCGGUCGUACGCGGUCCUUGUAGGCAUCGAGGGGUACAUGAAGUUCAAACAAAAGAAGAAAGAUGUCAAGGAUAAGCUUGACGAAGAAAAAUUCAAGGCUUUAAAUAUAUCCGAUGACAAACCCAGUGGCAGUCCCGAUAACACAAGGAAUCCAAGUCGUCGAACCACACAGAACGAUGAGAUUUCAUCGGUUGCGACCAAUUCUGCUGAAAUUCGUGACGAAGAAUCAAGCAGGAAACCUAGCUUUAUCACCGGCCUUGUCAAAACGCUCACUAGAAAGGACUCGCAACCGCAGGGCCAUGCGGUAGAUAUCCGUGGACGAGGGAUACCGGAGGAGGGAGUGCCGGCACCGGUAGGGCGUCGGUGA